Lasiosphaeria miniovina is the source of this 2007-nucleotide messenger RNA. RefSeq lists its product as uncharacterized. Gene Ontology annotation, molecular function: protein kinase activity; ATP binding. Gene Ontology annotation, biological process: protein phosphorylation. The transcript has 5 exons. The record is from RefSeq and is a predicted model, not a curated record. NCBI's taxonomy places the organism in Eukaryota, Fungi, Ascomycota, Sordariomycetes, Sordariales, Lasiosphaeriaceae. Bases 1 to 2007 code for a protein of 668 amino acids.
AUGGCUUGCCCAGUUCCAGACCCUAUUCUUCGCGGCCGACCAAGCCAGCCUCCACUUCCAGAGCCAGCCUCCAUUGCAGGCAGCACCCGGGUGUUUGGUGAAUUUCAUCACGACAAUACUCCCUUGGCUGAUGACGAUGACGACAUCCUACGCUUCUGUGAGCAUGCACACCAAGUGUUGAAGACCCAGUCGGCUCGAUGCUUCGUGCACGGGUUCCUAGUCCGCGGGACUGCGCUGGAGCUCUGGGUUUUCGAUCGCUCGGGGGCCUACAGCAGCGAGAGGCUCGACCUGGCUCAGAGACCCGACCUGCUGGUGCGGAUUCUGGCCGGCUAUGCCUUGAUGAGUGACGAGGAAGCUGGGUUCAAUACUUUUGUGAAGCAUCAUCCACCUGAAUCCGACAGCUACGUCACAUUCCGCCAGCGCGACAAACUACAUAGUUGGGCUGGGAACGACUACAUAGUUGGGCUGGGAACAACCUGCUAUGCCGCCUCGGUAUCGACAGUUGGGGAGCCAGACACUGUCGUCAAGUUUUCCUGGCGAGAGGAUAAAGAGCCCACGGAAGUCCGCCUACUGGAGCGGGCACACGAGCGCAACGCCUGGGGCGUAGUUCAGCUCGUAGGCUAUCAGGACCUGGUGAGCAUUGCCGACCUUCGCCAGGGACUGCAAUUUCCUCAAACCUUUGUCACCCGAACUUUCUCGUGCGUCGCAACCACCCCUCUAGGCCGUCCGAUCCGACAGUACACGUCCAUUACGGAGCUCUUGGAGGUCUUGCGCGACCUUGUUAAGGCGCUUCCAUCUCUCUACGUGGAUGCGAGGAUCCUCCAUCGCGACGUCGCCAUCAAGAAUCUGAUCAUCACCCCGCAGUAUAGCGCAGACGGCCCCAAGGGUGUCUUGAUUGACUUUAACUACGCGCUGGAUCUCGACAACGCCCGUCCUAUUGAGCCAAUGGUUGGGUCAGAUGGAUUCAUGGCCAUUGGCAUCCUCAGAGGACAACGACAUACAUAUCGGCACGACCUAGAGUCCCUGUUCUACGUGUUUCUAUGGAUCGCUAUUGCGAACGACCGCGUGCGCGACGAGGCGAAUGACAUACUGAAAGGCAUGCCAAAGGCAUCGCGGCUUUGGAAAUGGUGCACCAUGGACUUCGGUGCUGUUGGACGGGAUAAGGCUGCCGACAUGAGCCCUGAGGGCUUUGAGGGAAUUCUCGGCGAAUUUUCCUCUGACUUCGCUCCUCUCCAAGGUCUGGCCAAGGAGCUGCACGCGCUGAUCUUCCCUGUGCGUGAUGGGGAAAUCUUCACGGUUACUGAGACGGACCAAACCUACGCAGAAGACCUCGCCCACCUGAGAAAGCUUUUGGACGUGCAUAACAUGCCGGCGAGCGUCAAUAUCAAGUUGAUGCAUAUCCACUUCCAUCUGAGAGAAGGUGAGAUCUUGGCUGUGCACGAGUUGGACGCGCCGCCCUACGGGAAGAUUCCCUUCCUAGAGCCCAUGGCGCCCGACACGGCAGGCCAGGUCUACUACGGCUGCAACUACGUUGUGGAUGGCUCGGGCCAUCUCCAGGCGUUUGAGUACACAACAAUCGAGGGAGGGCCAGACCUGGCGGCGCAUGCGGCCUUUGUCGCCGAGCUUUGCGCCGUCGUUGUACAGCGCGGCCUGCAGCACAAGUUUGGGCUCGCCAUCAACUCGGGCGCGGCCUCCCGUGGUUCGUGGAUGGAGCUGGACUUUCCGGAGAAGCGCGCGACGUUUCUAUUGCCAAGCCACGUGCCCCUACCGCAGAGUGACCGUGUGGUCUUGAGGACGACGAUAACCAAGUUCCCGAGCCUUAAGAACGAGAAGGACGGCAAUAAGGACUUGCCAACACACAUCCACGCCGAGCAUACCUGGGGGAAAAGGAGAAAAACUGAUGCUGACGACGAAGAGCCUGUUGAUGGCGUCACAACCAAAAAUGGACUUUUACCCUUAGUUCUGCUGAAGCUGCUGCGAAACAGCCUCAAGACUGGUUCUUACUAA